AUGGAGAAAGAGCUAGAGCAUGUAAAGGAAGACCUGAAAUGCCUGAAGUGGAAGGUGAGACACAUCGGGGAGACGGUGCAGCCCCUGGCCGAGGACAGCAAGAGGUACAAUGGCUACACCCUGACGGAGCUCAAGGCCAUGGUGCAGUUUGAGGAUGACCCUUACAAGGCUGCCCACAAGAUCCUCACCGCCCUCUUCAGCGAUGUCUACUGGCCACAGCACCCAGCUGAGCAGGCCUGCAACUCCUGCUCCCUGCCCAAGCCCAAAAUAGACCCAGAGCUCUACAUGGUCUACUGUGACAUCCUGAAAAGCAUAUUCCCUGGGAUCAGCAGCCAGACCUUGAGGGAAGAGACACAACACACGCAGCAAAGCUCCCAGAGAGCAGUGCAGUGA
This is a messenger RNA of Sturnus vulgaris (Common starling), 393 nucleotides long. Lineage: Eukaryota; Metazoa; Chordata; Aves; Passeriformes; Sturnidae. The record is from RefSeq and is a predicted model, not a curated record.